This is a messenger RNA of Gracilinanus agilis (Agile Gracile Mouse Opossum), 3764 nucleotides long. RefSeq names its product protein transport protein Sec24D. Gene Ontology annotation, molecular function: zinc ion binding; SNARE binding. Lineage: Eukaryota; Metazoa; Chordata; Mammalia; Didelphimorphia; Didelphidae. Gene Ontology annotation, cellular component: endoplasmic reticulum exit site; COPII vesicle coat. The record is from RefSeq and is a predicted model, not a curated record. The transcript has 14 exons. Bases 128 to 1894 code for a protein of 588 amino acids. Gene Ontology annotation, biological process: intracellular protein transport; COPII-coated vesicle cargo loading; endoplasmic reticulum to Golgi vesicle-mediated transport.
GGACCACGUGGGCAGAAGGCUAGACCACUAUGAGAGGCCAGAGCUCUCUCUGGGAUCUUAUGAAUAUGUCGCUACUUUGGAUUACUGCAGAAACAACAAGCCUCCCAACCCGCCGGCCUACAUCUUCAUGAUCGAUGUUUCUUAUAGUAAUGUGAAGAAUGGCCUGGUCAGGCUCAUCUGUGAAGAACUGAAGACGGUCCUGGAAAAUCUUCCAAAGGAAGAGCAAGAAGAGGCUUCAGCCAUUCGGGUGGGAUUCGUCACCUAUAACAAAGUCCUUCACUUCUUUAACGUCAAGAGUAACUUGGCCCAGCCUCAGAUGAUGGUGGUGACGGAUGUGGCCGAGGUCUUUGUUCCGCUCUUGGAUGGCUUCCUGGUCAACUAUCAGGAAUCCAAGGCUGUCAUUCACAAUUUGUUGGACCAGAUUCCAGAGAUUUUUGGCAAUUCUAAUGAGAACGAGACAGUCUUCGCUCCUGUUAUCCAAGCUGGCAUGGAAGCCCUAAAGGCAGCAGACUGUCCAGGGAAGCUGUACAUCUUCCACUCAUCGCUGCCCACGGCCGAGGCCCCGGGCAAACUGAAAAACCGAGAUGACAGAAAACUGAUCAACACAGACAAAGAAAAGACACUCUUCCAGCCCCAGACCAACAUUUAUGAAACCCUGGCUAAGGACUGCGUGGCCACCGGCUGCUGUGUGAACCUCUUCCUCUUCCCCAACCAGUACGUGGACGUGGCCUCAAUGGGCCUGGUGACCCAGCAGACAGGAGGCACGCUGUAUAAAUACAACAAUUUCCAGGUACACUUGGACAGCCAGACAUUUUUGAACGACCUCAGGAAUGAUGUCCAGAAAAUGAUCGGAUUCGAUGCUAUCAUGAGGGUCCGCACCAGCACAGGUUUCAGGGCCACCGACUUCUUUGGUGCUAUUUACAUGAACAAUACCACAGAUGUAGAGAUGGCCGGCGUGGACUGUGACAAAGCCGUGACAGUGGAGUUCAAGCAUGAUGACAAACUGAGCGAAGACAGUGGUGCCCUCAUUCAGUGUGCAGUGCUUUACACAACCAUCAGUGGCCAGAGGAGACUAAGGAUUCAUAACAUUGGCCUGAACUGCAGCAGCCAGUUAGCUGACCUUUAUAAGAGCUGUGAGACGGAUGCCCUCAUCAACUUCUUUGCCAAAUCAGCCUUCUCAGCGGUUCUCACGCAGCCCUUGAAGACAGUCCGGGACAUCCUGGUGCAUCAGACUGCUCACAUGUUGGCAUGUUACCGCAAGAACUGUGCCAAUCCCUCAGCUGUGAGCCAGCUCAUCCUGCCUGAUGCCAUGAAGGUGUUGCCAGUGUACAUGAACAGUCUGCUAAAAAAUUGUGUGCUACUGAGCAGACCAGAGAUCUCCAUGGAUGAACGAGCAUACCAGCGGCAGCUGGUCAUGGCGAUGGCUGUGGCAGACACUCAGCUCUUUUUCUACCCACAGCUUAUACCAAUACACACCAUGGAUAUCAAGAGUGAAACUCUCCCAGCUGCUAUUCGCUGCUCUGAGGAACGUCUUUCUGAAGGAGGAGUCUUCUUACUGGCUAACGGGCUCAGGAUGUUCCUCUGGCUGGGAGGAAGCACGCCACCAGAGCUGAUUCAAGGAAUAUUUAACGUGCCCUCCUUUACACAUAUCAACACAGACGUAACAUCACUGCCUGAGGUGGGGAGUCCAUACUCUCAGAAACUCAGACUGAUCAUGAGUAACAUCCAACAGAAGAAGCCAUAUUCGAUGAAACUUACGAUCGUGAAGCAGCGAGAGCAGCCAGAGAUAGCUUUCCGACAGUUCCUUGUGGAAGACAAAGGUCUUUACGGAGGAGCAUCUUACGUGGAUUUCCUUUGCUGCGUCCACAAAGAGAUCUGCCAGCUGCUGAGCUAAAAGAAACUGGCCUCUUCAUCCUUUGGCAUUUCCCUUUCUCUAAGGGGAUGAUUUCCCUUGAUCACUGUCCUGAAGGAUGCCUUGCAUUGGGCUUUCCCCAAGGCUUCCUUUCUGUACAGUUUCUGAUGUCUGAACCUACAUUGCUCAUCUUCUCUCUCUAGCGGCCUACAGAACUACAGAACAGGUAUCCAGCCGAAGACGAACAAGCUGGUCAGCCCUGAAAUAUAAGGAAAGCCCCUAUUUCUGACAGCAAAAUUUUUAAAACUCUAUCUAAGUCUAUGCAUUUCAUGAGGCAGAGUUUACAAGACUCAUUCUCAGUUCUUUCUUUUCUUCUCUAGUCCUAUAAAUUAUAAAGAUGUAUAGAUGUACGGAGGGAGAGGAGACCCUGGUGCCUUUCCCACUGAUGAUAUAUAGGAAGAAACCACCUUCAUUUUUAUAUGGUACUUAAUUUUGUAAAAGACUUAUUUUUCCAUUUCAAACUCAUUUUUUCCAUUCAGUGGCGAAUAUUUACAUAGCCAGUAGAGAAUCUUGCACCCAUUCAGCAACUUUUCAGAAUUUCAUAUUGUGAGUCGAACUUUUUUUCCCCGUUCCUUAUUUUGUCCAAAAUUUGUCAAUGUUCUUACUGGUUCUUUGUAUAAUUUUGAAAGUUUCUACCUGUAUGUAAAGAGAUCUUAACUGAUAGAGAUGAAUCGCUUCAUAAGUCUUAUCCAUCAAAUAUAGGCAAGAUUAAACAUUUUCUCAAAGGUAAAAUACGCGUUGGGAUGUAGAAAACAAGCAAGAGAGCAGCUGCCUGGCAAAGUGAAUAGAGCUGGCUUUGGACUAGCUGUGUGUGACCAAGACUCUCAAGUAAUUAAGAAGGUGCAGACCAGCACUACUAGAGGAAUUUUCUCCCUGGAACUGCCUCAAACAAUGAAAUCACAGAGCAAAAGAAAAGGCAAAGAAAGAAACUCAAAAGUUAUUUGGAUGGGCAGACUUAUGAAAGAAUGUGCUAGUCUUUUCUUACAGAGCAGUAAGGGUCUAUAAUGAAAACAAACUCUUCCUUAAAAAGCUGUUUUUCUUAAAUUCUAUCAACAAUUUUUUAAAAAUCCAUCAAAGUCAAAAAACACUCAUUAUUAACAAUAGGGUUUGUUACUCCACCUGUUUUCCCCCAGGCCUACCAUUUUUUAUCCAGAGUUAAAGGAUUUACUCUUGGAACCUAACUGCCCCCUCUGCCCCACUUGGAGCCAGGAUUCUAUAUUAACUGGCUUGACCAAGGUGCAGGGGCUAUCUUCACCCCACUCAUGUUUAUUGGAUACAUGUGGAUGAGAGACUUCUGCCAACCUGCCUCCCAGAUAAUGUGGAUGGAGCUCUGCUAACCCUGAGGGAGCAGUCACAAAUUGGGUCUACCCCACAUUCCAUGAAGAACCAUUUAAACUUCCAUUGCACAUCUUGUUUUGAAGGUACUUGAUUUUAAUCAUUAAGAUCUUCUGAAAACACAUUUUAUCCAAACUCCAGUGGGAGAAUCAAGUUGCCUUCAGUUACUCCUUUGAUGCUCACAUCUCCUACUUGUUCCUGGACUGCAGCCCUUGUAACACCUCAGGCAUCUGCACUGCCUUCCUGUUUUGGGGUGCUGUGGCUGAUGUUAAUAGGAACAUGGGCUGCCUCUCUACCACCCUAACACAAGGCAGCUUCCUCCUUGCGGUAACCCAUCCCAACUCAAGCCAGCCACAGAGAAUAAGCCUUAACAGGUACUUGUUUAACUAAGGAGAGAAAAACAUUUGUUGUGUUAAGUGCAAUUCAUUAUGUACUAAAACCUAAGGAUUUUUACCAGCAGUUUAAAACAUAACCAAAAUGAAAUGAAAUGAAAUUUUAUUAAAACAUUUUCAUCAUA